Molecule: messenger RNA, 3073 nt
Organism: Malaya genurostris
Lineage: Eukaryota; Metazoa; Arthropoda; Insecta; Diptera; Culicidae
Exons: 3
Coding region: 385-2067 (560 amino acids)
Source: RefSeq, a predicted model, not a curated record
AUACUUUGAAGGUGCAACACCGAAGAUUCAUUUAUAGUCUCAAAGUUUCAUACAAUCACUUCAGUGCAGUAUCUGCACAUCCUUAUCACUAUCACUAGAAUGAUUUGCACGGUCUAGAAAAUCAUUUCACAAGAUGCACCCUUCCUAUUUUGUGUUUAAACAGUUAAUAUUUGUGUAUUUCAAAGUAUAACACAUCCAGUGCAUUUCGGUUUAUCUGUGUAACUGUGUUUCGCUUACUUAUAUUUUUAAAUUCAACAGUGAAAUAAUAUAUCUGCUAGUCGAAUAAGCUAUCUAACGCAGUGUUGUUAUUAAUUUGAAGUUUAAAGUCGUGAAUUAUUUAUAGUGAUACAAUAGUUCUAUAGUGUGAUAUCCGUUAUUAGCAACAUGAUGAAAAUCGAAAAAUCUAAGAAUUCAGUCAACGUGGACCAUGUUGCCUAUUAUCAUACCUACAAGUACAGUUCACUUCAAAGACUAAACAAAUCCAAAAGUAUGCAUGGUGUCAAACGUGUCGUGGCAUUUUGCAUUCUAACAGCAGUUUUACCAGCAUCCCUUAUAAUAUUACCAUUGUAUCUCCGACAUACUGUCUUCGCCGAUGUAGUGUAUCCGAUUGCAGAGUCAGAUAUAAUCGAAAUAAGAGAUGGAAUUUCUUCAGUUUUCUGUCAGCGACACAUAUUACAGAUGAACACAAGCUUCAAUGCUUUCCAGCUCAAACAGAAACCAGAGAUUUCCCAAAAUCGUAAACACAUCCGUCUAAAAAAGUCUAUGUCACUACCAGACGAUACUUUGGAGUAUUGGGGAUUCUAUUUGCUUAAAGGAGCUACGGUUGCUCUGAAAGUUUGUUCGCGUUAUGAUGGAUCGCGAAUACUUGUAGUGAAAGGAGAACGUAAUUUAAGAACGUGCGGAUUACUGGAUCACAACAAAAACAAAGUUGGUACACACUAUAAUAACGAUCACGGCCAAGUGCUGGUAACGUUCGAAUCGGCUGCCGAAAUAGUAGACUCAUCAGGACCCUACAAUGAUAAUAAUUCCAAUAAAUAUAUUCCUCCGGAUGUUGGCAAUCAUGGAGGAGAAGAUCUUACAGACGAAGACAUAACUGCAGAAGAAAAUGUCCACCUAUUAGGGGAAUUGAAACUUUCAAGGCACCCGGACAAUAUUGGACUUUCAGCAGUGAACAAAGAUGUAAUCACCAUACGUUCUCAUGAGGAAAACAAAGACAGCUCGAACGAAGAAAAUUCGUCUGUUCGAUCGGAGACCCUUCCACCGUUUGAUCAACGAUCGUCAAUUACACCAAACUCUAUAAAACCCAAAGAGACUGAAGCUAGUCGCAAGCGUUAUAGUUUUAAGCACGAAAUGAAAGACAGCACCAUAAGUAGCUUGGAGAGUGAUACUAAUCAGCUUCAGACAAAUCAACGCAGAAGACGCCAUCACGGUAGACACGGUCAUCGUGAUAAGAUAAGUAAAGACACAGUUCACGUGUUGAACACGAGGAAAGAUUUACCAGAAGAAGCAAAGGAAACGAGAACCAAACGUGAUACUGUUUAUGAUCGCCGAAUAAAUCAUGGGGGCAACGCAUUUAAUUCCAAUAACACAUCAGACUCGGUAUCCAGUUUCGAGAACAGUUUGCUCGCCUGUUACGAUGGUGACAUACUAUUAGCGCAAAGCUUUCCACCUAGUCAUUUAUGCAAAGACGUGCAAUAUCUCGAAAAUGGCAUUCAUAUGGUGACGAAACACGAGGUAGCUUCUGACGGUUAUUAUUAUUAUAUAUUCUACAGUGACAACGAUUAUGUACAGAAUGACAUCCAUGCCGUAUUUGACAUCUACAAACCAACCUUUCAGUAUUCCAACAUCUCGGAGUCUAAAGGGUGUGUCAACAGUACAAAUUGCUCAUUUCCAAUUCCUUUCUGGUCAGACGAGCGUGUGAUAGUCGAGGUACCAACCAGGGAUGGCAUUGAACAUGAGGAAGAUGACAUAACUUUCUUAAUAUCGACAUGUCAACCUCGAAUGGCCAUCUAUGUCAUAUUUCCCAUAUCCGUCCUGUUUCUCGUUUUAACCUGUGCUUUUCUGUAGUUUUUAAGUCCGAAGCAUUUUCAUUUGUUUUUAUAUGGUAUUUUUUUUAGUUAUAUAUUUGAACCAUGUGUGAUAAUGUAAUACUGCAGGCACAAAUAAUGAAUCAUUGAAAUCUUAUUAAGAUAUUUGUUGAUUUUUCAACAGCUUAGUUUGUAAAAUUCGGCUCAUAUGAUUGGAAAUAUGCAUGGUUCACAUGAAAAGCGCAAUAUCAUGGAAUCUAUUUUAUGUUGACUAAAAAUAAGCUAAAAUGAAGGUUUACUUGGAAAAUCCUGUAUCAAUUUUACUACUACUCAUUCUCAAUUUUUAAAAGUUCAAUGGAGAAGGCAAAUUGAAAUUAAAAUUUAGUAUUGUAAAAUAAAACGUCUAUGUCUAAUAGAAUUCUUUGUUCGUUCUUCAGCAAUAGAGGAAUAGAAAUAAAUGACCUGCUGUCAAAUAAUAAGUCGUAAGCAGCAAAACAUUCACAGCAUCGUAAAUUGAUAUUCCUAACAUAGCCAAAGUACGAAAGAUUGCUGAGCGUAUUCGUCUAGAACUUUAGAAAUAAAAUCUCGAAAAUAAUGUUCAGGGAAGUUCAAUAGUCACAUAUCGUUGAGCAAUUCCUGAUAAAUUUGAAUAUCAUCUUACCGAUUAGAGUACAUUAAAACGCGAACUGGUUGCAUAUUGAUUUAGAUUUUGAAUGAUUGCGAAUUUAUUUUAUUUAUCGUAAAAAUUUACCAGAUCAGAAAUUAUUUUCUUCGUUGUCAGAAGAAAAACCCUGCCUAGAAGCAUGUCUUAUUGUAUUUUUGACAGUUCGUUGAUUAUUGUCAGAUUUAAAAAAUAACAGAAAAAACUAGGGCAAGUUUCAGAGUUUCUGCUAGGAUCAUUUUUAUGUAUUUUAAUUAUCUUUAAUGUAUUUGAAUUACAAUAUUCUACCAUCAUAGGAAAUACCUGCUACGACCUUUUUCAUUACUCAUUUGUCAAGUUAUGGAAUUUCAAGUCAAAUUAAAUCCGAGCAUGUUCAGGACCGUCA